AUCCCUCAUUUUUCAUAUUAAGAAAUUCAAAGAGGAAGAAAGGUGACAAAACAAAAGUUUUAUUAUUAAUAAAAUUUCACAUGAAAAAGUUAAAACACACAAAGUCUGGUGACUGAUUUUAUGAGCGACCUUAAGCUUAAGCACCGAUUAGUAAUUAACCCUUUAUUUGAAUUUCUUUCCACCGUGACAAGAAGAGCGAAUCGUUUACCUCCGUCUGAACAAGACAACUCACACCCAUGACCCAACUCUGCAUUUCGACGAUUCUUUAUUCUUCUUCUUCUUCUCCUCCUUCGAUUCGAACUCUCCAUUUGUAUUUUGUGGGCGAUUUCAGUGACAGCGGGCCGACGCAUCUCACUUGAGCUACUUUCCAAUUGGGCUCUCAACAACACCUCCUUCCAGUCAUAUCGGAGCAUCAACUCCGAGCUUCCGAAUCAACUCAGAACGAGCAAAAAAAUCCCAUUUUCUUCAUCCUCUUUACCCCUGUCUGGUUUGCGUUGAAAAUGAGUAAGAAAAUCAAGGUCAAAGAGGAUACACGCGCAGGAAUCGAAGUGGGUUUCACGUGAAUAAACAAGUAAGUUUGUCUCUCUUAUUCGUCUUCCUUUGAUUUGAUCGAAUUGGGAACCAAUGAGUUGAGGCAGCCAUGGAAAUUUGGGUAGCUUCUGAUUGAGGCUAUGCUUAAUGGCUAAGGUGAAUGGUUCAAAACCCAUGUGGGUUCUUUUGUCCUUAGUAGAAGUUGGAAUUGAUUCCUUGAUUGUAUGGGAAGGGAGAGGGUUUUAACUUUUUCCCCCAUUUGUAUCUCGUGCAACAAAAGGGGUAAGCUACAUAAGCAAUAAAUUGACUUUCUUCUCCGGGAACGGGUUCAAUGUGGUAGCAUCGUCCUUUAUAACGAUCAAAUUAUAGAAGGUAGCAUGGCCUGUUAAGGUUUCUGGUUCUGGGGAUGGAAAUAUCUAUGGCUGCACAAAUUAUAGAAGCUUGAUUAGGGUUUUCCUUUCCCACCACACGUUUCCUGAUUCAGAUGUGUCUGAGACGAAAGAGGGGAAAAGAAGGGUCUUUUAAGUGUUGUGGUUAAUGGGAAACUUGUAUCCCAUGUUUGACUAGCCACUUUUCCUGCUUGAAAGGAGGGCAGACGGUCUCUUAGGUGCCAGCUGCUUUACUUUUUUGGCAAAGAUCAUUUCUUUCAGUUCACAUGAUACCUGGUACCCAAGAAGCCAUUGAUUGGCUGGUGUUCUCCCCUCUUUUUCCCCCGUCCUGUGGCUUUCAGCUCGUGCCUUGUCAAUUUUCAGUCUCAAAAGUGGUCUUUUGGAUUGCUUGGCUCUGAAUAUACUACAAGUAGUAGUAGUUGAUCUUCCAAGCUUGUUAUAUGAUGCAGAAAUCUGCCCCUUGCUGUGCGUUCUGCAACAUUUCUUUGCUCCAGUGAAGUUGCAGCCAGGGUUAUGCUCCAGGAAGAAAAAACAAACACAAUAUGGCUUAUUCAAAUUCAAGAUCUGUGAGGUUUAAAGAUGAUCUUGAAUUGACAAAGCAUCCAACAACGAAUAUAGAUGGGACAGUCAAGCUUAAAUACAACAUAAAUGGGAUUCAUAUGUCGGAACCCAGUGCCAAGAGCUCUCAGAGAGAUGCAAGGAAUGGGAAAUCGCUGAAGGCCAAAGUUCUGUCUCGAGUUUUCUCGGAGGAUUACGAGAGAGUGAAGAGGAACAUAUUAGAUCCUCGAGGGUCAGCAGUUCGAAGAUGGUCUAAUAUCUUUUUGGUAGCAUGCUUAGUGUCUUUGUUUGUCGACCCUCUCUUCUUCUACUUGCCAAGAGUUAACAGGACUGCAUCCUGCAUAGACAUUGGGAGACCACUUGAAUUCACCCUUACAGCUCUUAGAACAGUAGCAGAUGUAUUUUACAUGGUCCAGAUUUUCAUACGGUUUCGGACAGCAUAUGUUGCACCUUCUUCUCGAGUUUUUGGGAGAGGGGAGCUUGUUAUUGAUCCUGAAAAGAUUGCCUCGAGGUACUUUAGAUGGAACUUCUGGCUUGACCUUAUUGCAGCCCUCCCUCUUCCUCAGGUACUUAUUUGGCUAAUCAUACCAAACCUUGCUGGUUCAACCAUGGCUAACACGAAAAACGUCCUCCGGUUCAUCAUCAUUUUCCAGUACAUUCCAAGACUUUACCUAAUUUUCCCACUCUCUUCUCAAAUCGUUAAAGCCAAUGGGUUUGUGACAGAAACAGCUUGGGCUGGAGCUGCUUAUAACCUGAUGCUUUACAUGCUGGCAAGCCAUGUUUUAGGAGCUUGCUGGUACCUUCUAUCAAUAGAAAGGCAAGAAUCAUGCUGGAUAAGUGCAUGCGACAAGGAGAAGCCAUAUUGCAGCUUCAAGUUCUUUGAUUGCCAGUCGGUUGGCAACUCUGCCAGGGACUCGUGGUUCAAGUCGACCAAUGCUUCGACUCUGUGCAAGCCGGAUAACGGGUUCUACCAGUUUGGGAUCUACGGCGAUGCAACAACUUUUGGUGUUUCAUCCACAUCAUUCUUUGACAAGUACUUCUAUUGCCUCUGGUGGGGCUUAAAGAACCUUAGCUCACUGGGGCAGAACCUUUCAACAAGCACAUAUGUAGGGGAAAUAACUUUUGCCAUCAUUGUUGCAACUCUUGGUCUGGUGCUCUUUGCUUUGCUCAUUGGGAAUAUGCAAACAUACCUGCAAUCUACAACAGUCAGACUAGAAGAAUGGAGGAUCAAAAGAACCGAUGCAGAACAAUGGAUGCACCACAGGCAGCUCCCUCCUGAGCUCAGGAACUCUGUCAGGAAAUACGAUCAGUACAAAUGGCUCGCCACCCGUGGAGUUGAUGAAGAAACCCUCCUCAAAGGCCUUCCCUUGGACCUCCGCAGAGACAUCAAACGCCACCUCUGCCUAGAUCUAGUCCGCCGCGUGCCACUGUUCGAUCAAAUGGACGAGAGGAUGCUGGACGCCAUAUGCGAGCGGCUGAAACCUGCUCUGUCAACAGAAGGCACGGUCCUGGUGCGAGAAGGAGACCUGGUGGACGAAAUGCUGUUCAUAAUCAGGGGCAAUUUGGACUCCCACACCACCAACGGCGGCCGGACGGGGUUCUUCAACACCUGCAAGAUCGGCCCGGGGGAAUUCUGCGGCGAGGAGCUCCUGACGUGGGCGCUCGACCCGCGCCCCAGCGUCCUGCUCCCGUCCUCCACCCGCACGGCGAAGGCCAUCUCCGAGGUCGAGGCGUUCGCCCUGCGGGCGGAGGAUCUGAAAUUCGUGGCGUCGCAGUUCAGGAGGUUGCACAGCAAGCAGCUGAGACACAAGUUCAGGUUCUAUUCGCACCAGUGGCGGUCGUGGGCGGCGUGUUUCGUCCAGGCGGCGUGGCGGCGGUACAGGAAGAGGAAGGAAUUGGCGGAGCUGAGAGCUAGGGAGGAAGGCAGGGAGGAUGAUGAUCGGCGGCGGGAUGAGGCUGCGGCGGCGGUGAAAAGGGGUGGUUUCGCGGCGGUGUACGCGGCGAAGAUGGCGACGAGCACGAGGAGAGGGGUGACGAUGAUGAAGCAUUCUUCUUCUACGGGGACAAGCGUCGUUAAUGUGAAUUCGUUGCAAAAGCCAUCAGAACCUGACUUUUCUGUGGUAGAGGAUUAAGAAUCAAGGGAGGUUUUUGUUCCCUGUUUUUUCAAUGUGUAUAGAUUACAGACUAUGUUAACUAUACAGAAUAUAGCAUUUUACCUUAUGCUUAUACAAAUCAAUUGAGUUUUACUCGAGUUAUUUCGAUACAACUUGUAUGUUAGUCGGGUUACGAUGAAUCAAAAUUGCGGAUAAAUCGAAUUCUGGGUUCAUCGCAUUUCGAGUUGUACGACUACUAGUUAUUAAUCUCUACAUUAGGUCGAAUUACGAAAUUAAUGGGUAUGAAACAGGCUUGCAAUUAGGGGUGUGCAAUGGUCCGGUCCGUACCGGACCACACCGGACCAAACCGUUGUUAAGACCAGACUUGACCAGACCGAGUAAAUAGCGGUCCGGUCCUUGGUCCUUGUGAAUUUUAUAAUUACUGAAGAAAUGGUGGACCGAGCUCAUAUUUGGACCAGACCGAACCGGACCAAAUGGACCAAAUGCAAGAAUGGUCUGAUCCUUGGUCCUAACAUGUCUUUCACUAAUGGACCGCGGUUCUCAUGAGUUUGGUCCGGUCCGGACCGAACCGAAACCGUUGCACACCCCUACUUGCAAUGCAACAUAUGGAUUAUAAAAACUAAUACGAUUCUAACAAAUUACAUAAUAAUAAUAAUAAUAAUAAUAAUAAUAAUAAUAAUAAUUCUCAUGGUUUGACGAAAUUAUCUGAAUAGUGCAAUUCACGUUUCAAACUAAAAUCCUAGAAGCUGACAUAAACUUGGUUUUUGAUAAUUAAGCUAAUAAGAUGUCCAUUGCGUCUCAGUAAUGUCAUUAAGAAUUGGUGGAGAUCGAUCCAAAGGUUUGUGGGGAUCAUAUUAAGAAGCAGAGUACUUCUCCACUAUCUACAAAGAUUAAAAAAAGGGCUUAUCAUGAACAAGGAUGGGACUAUUGACACCAAAAGUGGGUUAAUAUCAGUUAUAUGUCUGUUGAUGAAUAAGAAUUCCACUUCUUUCAAGUGGGGAACUCAUGUUUGGUUUGUCUUCUGUUGUUCUUAUCAAAAUGGACAAUAUCUAUAAAUAGUAAUGGGGCUUCUAAUUUACAUAACUUGAAACUAAGCAACUAUUAGUGAAUUGACGUCCUAAGAGAUUAUCCAUAAGUGUCUUUUACUAAGAUAUAAAUGAAUUCCAUAAGUUUUGAGGAAUUCAUUUUGAAAUGAAAUAUUUUUGUGUUUGGUAUUAAAAAGAAUUCAUUUUCAAUUCUAAAUUUUGAAUUCUAUGGAAUUGGAACUAGUUAUAGCAAUUCCGAGGAAUUGAGAUAGAAUUUCCAAAUGAAUUCCACAAGUAUUUACUAAUUAUAAUAGAAUGACAUGAUUAUCCUUUUUUAUUAACUAAAUUACUUAUACAUAUGACAUACCAAACACAGAAAUUCAUUUGACAAUGAAUUCUACACGAAACUUCAAUGAUUUGAAUAUAACAUACCAAACAUAGGAUUUUAUUUGACAAUGAAUUCUACACGGUAAUUCAUUUUAUAAUGAAAUCAAUUCUCGAUUCAUUUGGUACCAAACGGUCUGUAAGUGAUCUUAUAUAAGUUAAACUUAGUACAUGUGGAGUUAUAUUGUUUAUCUAAGCAUUUCGCUGAUAUAAAAUAAUAUAAUGCAGACUUCGUGUGAAAGGAAAUGUUGCGUUACAGGGACCAUAUAUGGAUCUUACUAAUCCUUUUUAAAUUGUGGGCAAAAUAUUUUAUCUAUUUGGACUCACCGUAAGUCAUCGUAUGAAAAACACCGGUGCUUUGAUCUGUUACAUUAAUCAAGCAAUGUUACGAAUCGUCACUUAUAGGGAGACAUGAAAAUUAGAAAUGCGAGAACUUGAAUUAAACCCUAAAUGAGCUUCUUGAUCUCCUUGUAAUUCAAAUCAUUCAUCAUAUCAUCAUAUGGGGAAAAAAAGAGUGUUUCUCUUGAUACCUAGUGAGGAAAAAGGAAGCAGCAUAUAUGGCCUAUGAUAUUGGAGGAUCACCAAUUUGACCUAUAGUAAUACCAAAGGUAGUGGCCCAAACCAUCUCCUCCUCUAGUAGAAACUAAAAGAUAUUCAAAUCCCAAGCUCAUGUCAAAUAAAUAUAUUGUUCCUCUUGAAGGGUACAUAAUGAAAAGUACUCUAGCGCCCCAGAAAGAAGGCAAAUUUCAUUUGGUGCUUGUCACAUUUUGGCCCCUUUCUAUCUAUUCCUCUGUCUCUCGCACGCAACGUUGCAAUCGCAUCUUUAGUUACGUAUGAUAACGAUACAUGGCCAGACUUUCUGUCACAAAUUACAAGGUUCGUGAUAAAGUUGAUGUGGUUGACCAAAUUAGUUACAUUAAUCAGUGAGUUUUAUGAAAUCUUCACUUAUAGGGAGACAUGAAAAUUAGAAAUGUAAGGACUUGAACUAAACCGUGAAUGACCUUUCUCACUCAGAAACCCUUGAAUUCAAUCAUUCUAUCUUAUAUGAAAAAAAGAGUAUUCUCUUGAUACCUAGUGAGGGGAGGAAAAGCAAUAUAUACCCUAUGAUAAUGGAGGAUCACCAAUUUGACCAAUAGAGAUACCAAAGAUAGUGGGGCAAAACAUAUCUCUCUUCCACUAGAAACCAAAAGCUAUUCAAAACCCAUGCUCAUAUCAGAUACAUAUAUUGUUCCUCUUGAAGGGUACAAUUGAAAAGUACCAUAGCUCCUAGCAAAGCAGGCAAUUUCAUUUGGUGCUUGUCACAUUUUUGGCACCUUUCUGUCUAUACCUCUGCCUCUCGCACGCAAUGUUGCAAUCGCUAUUUUUAAGUUAUGUAUGGUAAUGAUGCAUGGCUAGACUUCUCCAAAUACAAUUCCGAAAGUUACCAUGAGGUUGGUUUUGAUAUGGGUUUCAAUGAUUUAUUUCACAGUCUGUAUAUAUACAAAGUUUGGCAAAUCCCCACAAUAACGAUUGUUUUACACAUAAUAUAAAAUAUUCGAGUUGAUUUGGUUCGACGAAAUCUUCUCGUAGACAAAAUAAAAUGUUUGACAUAAAGAUCCACGAACGGUUCAACUUUUUUUUCCCUAACAAAAUUGGAGCUGUUAGGGGCGAGGUGCUCUUGAGAUACUUCAAAACAAUUCAAGCCGCUUGUUUUCAUUCGGGAUCCCAUAAGGUUAUCUCGACAUGUUCAUUGCAUAUUCAAGAAACUCGAAAGAGCAAGCAAAAUGUCACCAACAAAAUUCUCACUCGGAUGAUAAUCGUAAAAAUUAAAUCCAUUAAUAUACCGACCCAAUAUCUUAUCCGUUCGACCCACCGUUUGUGCUAUGUUCGAACCGAAAUAUAAGUUAUGACAAGGAUCAAGUACGUGCAUAAUUGAUGCAAAGUAAAAGUCUCAUACAAUGCCUGGAAACCCCCCCAUUUCGAGUGAAUCCUAUAUGCAUUAUUGCUCUUUGGAUGGUGAAUUGAGUUAUAGCUUUGCUGCAUCGGGCCAAUCUGUGUUUGUACAAAAACAGAGUGUUAUCAAAGAGUGAGAUGGGUUUGUUUGUCGCAAUUUCAUAGGUCGCCCUCCCUGGAAAAAGGCACUCGCAGUUUCAGUUUCCUGCAUUGGAAGAGUUCCACUAGCAACCAGUAAUGACUACUCCUAAAUGGCACAUGUUUUUGUCCGCCUCUAACUCUUGGGGCCAGUCCUACGUGGCCAAACAGAGAAAGCAAAGACAUCACUAAUUCAAACAACCAUGCUCCCAAAGUAAGGUAUACAAUAGCUCAACCUGUAGGCUUAAUCAUAUGAUGACAAAGACAGUCAAACUUAAUUAGUUAAAAGUUAUUUGAAGUUAAUCGAAUAUAUAGAUCUCGAACAGUUGAUCAACCGAAAGGAUAUGAUCAUUAACCUGCAUACAAAGUCAAAUCGUUUUGAUGUUUCGGUCGACCUUCUUCUGUCAUAUAAAACACAAACCACCUGUGGGUGCAGCUAUCUCCGCGGUUGAAGCAUGGCAACUUGGGAACGGACGAGGCAAGGCCGUUACAAGUCACACAAAUUGAAGCGCAUUACAUAUUGUCACUAAUUUGGUGAACCACAUCAAUAACGGGGGUCGAUCAAAGUUGCCCAUCAAUCUCCAAGCAACUUUUACUUAGAGUUUGACCACUAAAUCAAUAUUGGUGUCAUAUAUAAUACAAUCACAAAUUUCUACUGUUGUAGUCUUUCUUCUAUUAAAACCAAUGAUUGUGA
Messenger RNA from Linum trigynum, 7765 nucleotides. Lineage: Eukaryota; Viridiplantae; Streptophyta; Magnoliopsida; Malpighiales; Linaceae. The record is from the annotation of a GenBank genome assembly.